GGGGCCCCGGCGCGGGGACAGCCUGGGGCGGCGGCCGAACCCGCCGAGUUCAUCCGGCGCGCGCUCGAGUUCAAGAGCCAAGGGGCGCAGUGCUACAAGGACAAGAAAUUCCGCGAAGCCAUCGGCAAAUACCACCGGGCGUUGCUGGAACUGAAGGGGCUGCAGCCGGCCUCCGGGGAGCGGGAGCGGGACUCGCGCGCUGCCUCCCCGGCCGGGGUCCCCAACCCCAGCCGCCUCUCCGAGGAGCAGAGCAAGACGGUGGAAGCCAUCGAGAUCGACUGCUACAACAGCCUGGCAGCCUGCCUGCUCCAGGCUGAGCUGGUAAACUAUGAGCGAGUCAAAGAGUAUUGCCUCAAAGUGCUGAAGAAGGAAGGGGAGAACUUCAAAGCCCUUUACAGGUCUGGUGUGGCCUUCUACCACCUUGGCGACUACGACAAAGCACUCUACUACCUGAAGGAAGCGAGGACCCGACAACCAACAGACACCAACGUGAUUCGAUAUAUCCAGCUGACGGAGAUGAAGCUCAGCAGAUGCUCCCAGAGAGAGAAGGAAGCCAUGUAACUAGAACACCUCUCUCGAGCUGCACCCACACCUGACCUGGGACUUCCAGGCACCCCUGGUGGAGAUCCCACCAGGCCUUUUUCCUUCCUCCCACUUCUUCUGGUCCCCUCCUCUUCUCCUGUUGCUCCUCAACUCUUUGUCCCUCCAGUGUGAAAAGGAGAGGUACAAAUCUGGAACCUGGCAGGGUGCGCCCACAGUAGAGACAUCUUCUUCUCAGGAGGUCCAACACUGAGGAGGACCUGCAGCAACACUGGAGAGGACUCCGUGGACCUGGAAUGUUCUGGUGGUUCUGACUUUGGCAGCGCUUCCAACAGAGGCAGAACCCGACAGGUGUACGUCCCAAGAGCGACAGGCACGGAGCCCACAGACUGAACCCCCCUGCACACCCUCAUGAGGGACCACAGCAUCUCAAGGCAACGGUGACAUGUCCAGGGAUGAGACAAACACCGGAAGCAUCUGUUAAGCCAACACAGGGACUGUGAAUUUGUACACUGGAAUCCCCUCAGCCCCAGUAACCUCAGCCCCUGCCUCCCUCCCUCACUUGUUGUCUUGGCUUAUGCUUUCUUCUCUCCCUUUCAGGGAUCUGAAACUCUGCCAGGAUUUACAUGCCACUGAAGCCCACUCUCAGAGCCCUGUGGUGACACACAUACCAUUCUCCCAUACGCCCAUCCAGUAGGCAGCAGUGACGUAUUUAUAGAAGGGCAGGAAUGAACCAUGUAGGUGAUGGGGGAAGGAGAGAUCUAGACAUCUAGGUGAAAGAGUGUUGUUAUAGAUGGGGGAUUGAACUGUGGACUAAUUAAGUGUAAAUAAGAAUAAGUAAACAGGCAGCCAGGUCCUGUCAAUUCUGUUGGAAGCUGCCCAGUCCCUAACUUUCUGCCCUCCCCCAACUCUCAGUCAGAGCUACUUGUAGCCAGGCAGGGUGGGGCUUCCCCCAAAGCAAAGAGCCAUUUGUCCAGUGGUUGACGAGUUGGCUGCUGCCUUUGUGCUCUCAGAGGAGGCUGGAGGUGUGGAAACUGCCUAGGGACUUGCUUUGUGGGAACUUGUACAGCCUCUUUUUGAUGAAAUUAUCUGGACUCAAUAUCUAGCUCAUAGAAUGUGUUCAACAAACAUUUGUUGAAUGAAUAAAUUAUGACUGCAGACUGGCUCUCCUGCCUUAAAUGAAUUUCAUCCCAGCCUGGUCUCCUGAUAUCUAAGUUCUUUGCGCUCCGCCAUGUUGCUUCAGUCAAAUAAGAAACAUUUACUGAGGGUUUAUUGUUUGCCUGUCAUUGUGCAAUAUGCUGUGGAAGAGAGGAUGUAGUUCCAAUCUUCAAGGAGAUGGAAGAGUUGAGGAAUACUCAUCUGAGAUUAUGACCAAUGACACCUUUCAUUUAUACGAUGCUUUAAAUUUUCAAAGCACUUUCAUGUAUUUUUUGUGUGAUUAGUGAAAGAGAUAAUAUUGUACACCUUAUAAUACAGAUGCAAUAAUGUUAAUAGUUAGCAUUUAUUAAAUGCACUAUCCUCAGAUCUUUA
Condylura cristata (star-nosed mole) is the source of this 2070-nucleotide messenger RNA. It is a transcript of the gene TTC9, whose product is annotated as tetratricopeptide repeat domain 9. The record is from RefSeq and is a predicted model, not a curated record. The annotation marks the transcript as partial. Gene Ontology annotation, molecular function: protein binding. NCBI's taxonomy places the organism in Eukaryota, Metazoa, Chordata, Mammalia, Eulipotyphla, Talpidae. The transcript has 3 exons.